AUGAGCAGCGGCACGAGCGAUGCUGUUUGGUACGGCCCACCCGAGAGCUGGCCGACUGAACACUGUCGUGUCUUAUACAUCAUCAGCAGAUAUGCACAGCAAGCUCGAAACGUGCAAUCGAAAGAAACGUGGAUCCGUCAGGUGGCUCUACUUGUGCUGCUAUACGAAGGGAUCGAUGCCGGCGUCCUACCGUUCGACUACUCUCCGAGCCUCAUCUGGCUCACGUUCAAGCGACACACAGACAGACGUUGGCUUCGAAUCUCUCAAGAAGCCAAGUCGGUCAUCGAUGACUUGUGGGAGGCCAAACUUGUAAACGGUAUCAAGCUUUCGUCUGUGGAUUAUCAACCGGUCACAGCGUACCAGGCUUCUUUUCGAGGAUUGUCGAUCGUGGAGCAGAUGCCAGAGCAGUUGAAACAGGACACCGAUACGUUCCUCUACUCUCCGUUACUUCUUGUGCGCUACGACGGCUCCGAGUUUCAUCUAGUGACCAAUGAUCAGUCGUACUCGAGAGUGAGCAGUAUAACGGAGUGCGAGGAUGUGUCGUACGUGUCGUCGCCCUACAUCCCAUCUUGUCUUCGCUCCAGUACGAGUUAUCUCGUGGAGCCGACGAGCAAUAAACUACGUGCAACUGAGUCUGCACGUGGGUACAACAUGAUGACCAAGGAGGCAAAGCAGAGUAUCGUGCUCUCCCAGGUACACGCGCUAGUCGGGGAGUGGCUACCGUUCGGUGCUAACCAGAUAUCGGCAUUGAAUGAACGCUUGGGUGCUAUGGAACGCUGUCAAGGAGGGCUUUUUAGUUCCAAACUCGACUUGCAGCCGACAGAAACGCACUUCGAAGUGACCCCAGGCCUCACACAAGUCAAGAUUUUGGACUUCGACGCCAUCCGAUUCAUCAAUUUCGAGGCGGAAAUCAACUUUCCAGAGAGCGACGGGAUCAUCCAGGUAGAAAACUUCGGGAUGCACUUACACGUGAGUGGAGCUGUCCUGUACGGAGUCAAAAUCGACGCUAUUAUGAACCACACAGAGCGUGCAAUCCCUUUCGAUCUACUGGCGCGGUUACUGGUGGAUGUUCAUCAAGAUUCGUCGGGUAUUAUCCAUGACUUGCUUUCUCGCUAUCAGCUCAGCGUUCUUGACAUGCUGUUCAUGGGUAAAGCCGACCAACGCAACAAAUACAACCUCAUCACGGCUGCAUCAAUGGACCCCAAACUACCAGCCUGUAAGUAUCUGGAUAAAGGAGAGCGUGAGAACGAACUCAAGCAAGUGUUGGGCGAGAUCUACGCUUGCUACGACAUCACUCGAGACGACGUGCUCUUCCUGGGGCGUGAUGGAUGUCUGCUCAGUGGGCCUGGAGCGGAGCGAUACGAGGCGCUUCUCACGACGUUCAUGGGUCUCAACAGUCGAGAGAUUUUCAUCCGAAACUUCUUCGUGCGUACGUUUGUGCUGAGCGAUAUGCUUGUAGAAUUACGUACAUCUAUCCGCAACUACCGCAAGCAUGGCGAACACUCUCUGAAGGCGGUGAAGAAGUCCUUAAGCGACGCAGCACGGCACAUGAUUUUACUCAUUGAAUGUCUGCAGUAUCUCCUAGAGUCCGUAGAAGCUCUCGAAUUGCCGCCUGUACCAGUCGACAUCGCCGGUUCCAAGAUUUACAAGUGUCUGCAGCUCUUGGAACGUAAGAAUAGCGUCAUCGUGCGAUGCAAGGAUUCCAUCAAACUCAUUGAGCGUCUCCGUACACAACUCGACACGCUGAUCACUAAAUUUGAAGGUAUCUCCCGACUACAGUUGACGUACGUAUCACAAGGGUUUGACAUCAACAUUCGACGACUCACCGAGUCUCUGCGAGUCCGUGACGAGCUUGAACGCAACUUGGACGUCAUCCGCAUGAUCUUCGCUGGUAAUUUGUCUUUCGAUGUAAUUGAUCGAAUCAGUGGAGGUACGUUUAACGUCCCCAACCCAAAGUGGUUUAUCGACUGGAUUAAGAAGCCGAUCAUCGAUGCUCCAGUCGCAUUCUUGGUCAUUAACCUGCUUUGGUUUGCUAUUAUCUGGAUGGCGCUGCAAGCUUGGCUAGACCAUCGAGUCUUCCGUAACGGCGCGACGCUUGUGAUCCGAGCUCAUACCGACAAACGGAUCAACCUCACCCAGUUACGUCGAAUGCUAAAGAAGAGGAACGUUCGUCUCGGUGUACUCGAGUACGAAUCCGGUGGUCGACCUGAACUGCAGAGCUACAAGUGGGAAGAGCACGGCUUUCCGUUUAAGGACUCGUCAACGCACGUGCAGAUCGUAGUGGACGAGAACCAGAAGCUGCUGCGUUCCAUUCGUCUACAGAUCGCACGUCCGCUGGACGAGUCGGUGCCUAUCCACUCACGUCGUCUUAGUAUGCGGAACGCGCAGAACCCAAAUACGACACGACGACCUUCACGUCGCCUGCAUCCAGCCCCGUCCUCGGUCACAGUGGUGGAAAACAAUAUCCUUGAGCAGUUCUCGGGGAUUCUGCGGGCGGAAGGCGUUUACCAGGAGCGCUACGCUCCACUCGCAAGGCUUGGCAGUCAGAUUAACCUACUGGCUCUAGCGCAAGACUUUGCUGAGCCCGACUACAAUCGAGAUGUCAGUCGUCUUCGUCGUCGACGCGGGGCUGUGGACACUGCGAUCGUCUCCAACGACGAAUCGUAUCGCCCACCACCAUGA
This is a messenger RNA of Phytophthora infestans T30-4, 2682 nucleotides long. RefSeq lists its product as uncharacterized. The record is from RefSeq and is a predicted model, not a curated record. Bases 1 to 2682 code for a protein of 893 amino acids. The transcript has 2 exons. Lineage: Eukaryota; Oomycota; Peronosporomycetes; Peronosporales; Peronosporaceae.